Messenger RNA from Oncorhynchus nerka (sockeye salmon), 2439 nucleotides. RefSeq names its product mucolipin TRP cation channel 2 (gene mcoln2). Bases 157 to 1779 code for a protein of 540 amino acids. Gene Ontology annotation, molecular function: NAADP-sensitive calcium-release channel activity. Gene Ontology annotation, cellular component: membrane. Lineage: Eukaryota; Metazoa; Chordata; Actinopteri; Salmoniformes; Salmonidae. The transcript has 14 exons. The record is from RefSeq and is a predicted model, not a curated record.
AUGUGAUUAACUCUAGUCUGCGCUCAACUCUGUGGAGGAGUUGAGGUACUUGGCAAAUCACAGUACAAUACACUACAGUAUCAACAAGCUGAAUUCAACUUUGGAUUGGAUAUCUGAUGCCUGUGUGUAGUACACCAGCCACGAUUCAUUUCCACAAUGAGCCAAGGCAUAAUCAAGGAGGAAAUUCUUCGCGAUGAUCUAAAAUACUACUUCAUGAGCCCUUGUGAGAAAUACAGGGCCAGACGCCAGUUACCAUGGAAACUGGGGGUGCAGAUUCUGAAAAUCGUCAUGAUCACAUCACAGCUUAUCUUGUUUGGACUGAACAACCAGCUUGUGGUUUCCUACAAGGAGGAGAAUGCUAUGACCUUCAAGAACCUGUUCCUCAAGGACUAUAGUGGAGUUGAUGAGGACGAUUACAGUGUAGCUCUUUACUCCCAACAAGCCGUCUAUGACAGUCUGUUCUAUGUGCUGGAUCAGUACCGCCAGUUGGGGCGCCUCUCUGUGGGGCCUAUCAGUUACGCUGAGGAGGAUGGGAAACUGUUACCUCUGGUCAUCUGUAAGGAGUACUACAAGAGAGGCAAUGUGGAACCCUCGGACGAUGCCUACGACAUUGAUGCUCAGUUAGAAAAAGUUUGUAUGACACAUGAUCCAACAAGCGUGAGCCAGUGGAAAGCAGAAAAUGUGUCUUUUUUCAAUCUGGAAUUUUACAGGCUUGUCGAUGUCAAGAUCACUUUUCAACUUAAAGGAAUCAACCUGCAAACAGUGCGCACACAUGAGUUACCGGACUGUUAUGUAUUUUUUGUUACGAUCACAUUUGAUAACCAGUGUCACAGCGGAAAGAUAAAAAUAUUCCUUGACAUUGAUGCACUGAGCAGUGCGUGCAAAAACUGGACGAUUUCAGGGACUGCUCAGAAGAACACACACUACCUUCUGGUGUUUGAUGGCUUUGUCAUACUGGUUUGCCUGACCUCGGCCGUGCUGUGCACACGCUCCAUCGUUCUGGCAGUCAAAUUACUGCAGAGAUUUUCCAGGUUCUUCUGUGAGAAUUAUAAUCACAAGGUGUGUGAGACUGACAAAAAGGAGUUUUUAAAUGGCUGGUAUGUUUUGGUGAUCGUCAGUGACGCUAUGGCCAUAGUAGGAUCCAUAUUGAAGAUGGAAAUACAAGCAAAGAGUCUUACCAGCUACGAUGUGUGCAGCAUCUUUCUGGGAACUUCUACGCUGAUGGUGUGGGUGGGAGUGAUCAGGUACCUGGGCUACUUCCAAAAGUACAAUGUGCUCAUCCUGACUAUGAAGACUGCCUUCCCCAAGGUGAUCCGCUUCUGUUGCUGUGCUGGCAUGAUCUACCUGGGGUACACAUUUUGUGGCUGGAUUGUACUUGGCCCUUACCAUGAAAAGUUUGAGGGCCUGAGUCGGGUGGCCGAGAGCCUGUUCUCGCUGGUCAACGGCGACGACAUGUACACCACCUUUGCACAGCUGAAGGACAAAAACAGCCUGGUGUGGCUGUUCAGCCGCGUCUAUCUCUACUCCUUCAUCUCCCUCUUCAUCUAUAUGGUGCUCUCACUCUUCAUCGCCCUCAUCACAGACGCCUACGACACCAUCAAGAACUACCAGAAGAAUGGUUUCCCCAUGACAGACCUGCAGAGGUUCCUGAGAGAGCAGAAUGAUUUCCCCCCUAGCGAGGAGGGCAGCGAGAUGGACACAGAGACUGGAAUGGGACACCCAGCACUGUGCUGUUGCAGACGGGCUCCAAGCAAUGAUGACAUCAUACUCAUCAGCUGACAGCAGCCACACCUGGGAAUGUUGGGAGCAGAGGAUGAUUCUGGAAAUUGGGAACCCGGAACUCUGAAAUACAGGAAAGAACCCUGAUGGAAAUACUGUUCAAUAAUAUUUGGGAUCAUGCAGGUUUUAAUAGGCAGAAUUUGUAUAUUUUCCACGGAAGCAAAUGUGGAAUAUAAGUGCCAAAUAAAUUUCUUUAUAUUGCCUUUUAAACAUUAAACUAAAAGCCAUGUAUGAUAUCUGCUGGCUCCACCUCCACCUCUGAGGAAUGGGCCUGGAUAAAUGUAGCCACUCUCAAAUUCAUAGGCGGGGCUAUGGAUGCAAGGACUAACCAUCAUGACGUCAAAAUUAUAGUUAACUAUGUUUUGUUGCUAUACAGUGUUUUACUUUGUUUACAAACAUUGGCGUAAAAAAAAAAAACUUAUAUUUUGGGUUCUAAUGGUGUACGACUGUUGAACUAAGCUCAUGAGGCAUUUUCACAGGGACAUUCUUCAGAGGUUUACAGAACCAGAAAGUCAUUUCAGGCAAGCACAGGGAGAGCAUGUCUGCUAUGUGAUUCUGAUGCCCUUCGUAUGUAUGCAACAUCAAUGUGAAACACAUGUCAUUUAUUUUUCGGAGAUUUGUAUGUUCAAAAUAAAUCUGUAAAUGCACUACUAAAAAUAA